Messenger RNA from Phytophthora nicotianae INRA-310, 552 nucleotides. RefSeq lists its product as hypothetical. The record is from RefSeq and is a predicted model, not a curated record. The transcript is spliced from 3 exons. Bases 1 to 552 code for a protein of 183 amino acids. NCBI's taxonomy places the organism in Eukaryota, Oomycota, Peronosporomycetes, Peronosporales, Peronosporaceae.
AUGGAGAUGACCAGUAGCAUCAUGCGCUUUGCCUUGGCGACGUAUUUUAUGAAGCGAGGUGGCAGUUCUCGUCCUGUUCAGUCUGACUACGAGUCGCUCUCGCCCUCUCCUUCUUAUGAGCCGAGCUUUGCUUCAAGUGACGAAGAAGAGAGUCAAGAUGUUGACUCGGAAUUCUCCGACGUGGUAUCGACCCAUGUGUCAAAUUUACGGCAGUUGCUAGCGGGGCAGCGUUUGCAGGAGUGGGCGAUAGGGAUAGCUGAGCUUCGAGAGCACGUAGCAGUGAAUAACCUUGUGAGGUCAUUGGUGGCGGUGCUAGUGAAGAUGAUCAAGGCACAAGAGGAAGAUAUGGAUUGCCUCGUUCAAGUGAUCGAGGGCUUAAGCUUUGAGGAGAACGGAGAGCCGUCCAAGGUAUUCAACCAGCUGGUUGAAGCACUGAGUCAUUACUGUAAGGACAAGGACACUAGAGUGGCGAUCUGGAUGGAACAAACAGUUGAUGCUGUCUUACACAGACUAUGGCAGUACCACGAGCAUCGCUUUGGGACAACAAACUAA